AUGCACGACUUGAUCAACAAAGUGGACCGAUACGCAUCCUUGCUGAAAGAAGAGGUGCAGAAGAAGACGGCUUCAAAAGGGACUUACUAUCGGAAUCCCGUUGUCAGCUAUGCCGAAGCAAACAAUCCCGCAGAGGCCAAGGGCGAUGAAGUUGAGAUGAGCGCAGCCGAAGUCAGCAUAGACAAGUCAUUUGUCUGCAAAGGACUUGUCAAGGCCGACAACAGUCGCACCUAG
Molecule: messenger RNA, 234 nt
Organism: Prunus armeniaca (apricot)
Lineage: Eukaryota; Viridiplantae; Streptophyta; Magnoliopsida; Rosales; Rosaceae
Source: the annotation of a GenBank genome assembly